Messenger RNA from Penicillium arizonense, 840 nucleotides. RefSeq lists its product as uncharacterized. The transcript has 6 exons. Lineage: Eukaryota; Fungi; Ascomycota; Eurotiomycetes; Eurotiales; Aspergillaceae. The record is from RefSeq and is a predicted model, not a curated record. Bases 1 to 840 code for a protein of 279 amino acids.
AUGUAUACCAAGGUUGGUGCGCAGGCUACUUCCGUUGUUGGCACUGAGGAUGGUGAUAGCCAGGCUAACUGGGAGGAGAUCUCCAACCCUACUCAGGUUGAUUCCAUUGGUGCGAAGGUUGGCGAGCCGAUUUCCAGUGGGGAUGUUCCUUAUGACUUAGGAUUGUCGCAGGCUAUUGAUGAUUCUGCUUCUAGGUCCAGCACCAAGAAGAUGAGCAUUGCUUGUUUGAGUCUUGGAGAUGUUGCUUCUUCUGCUGCUGUGUCUGCUUCGUCUACCUCAUCUGCUACUGUUGCUGCUACCACCGCCGCCUCUACUGCUUCUACUUCCACUGCCGCCGCUACCACUGCCUCCGUUGACGCCUCUUGCAACGUCGCUACUGAGGCCUCUGACUGUUCAGCUAGUGCCUCUACUAAGGUCGCCUUCGUUGUGGUUUCUGCUGCCUCAUCUACCGCUGCUGCUGCUGCCGCCGCCGCUGCCGCCUCAGACGCCUCAUCCGAUUCCUCAAACGCUUCUCCUGAGAUCGACUUUGCUCUUCUCAACACCGGUGUUGCCAACUUCAACUUUAACUUGCCCAUGCUCAAUCAGCAGGCUGCCGACAACCCCAACCACAGCCGUCCGGUGAUUUCUAUUGUCGGCAGUGAAACUGCCGCCUGGGCCAAAUUAGAGGAAGCCCAGGUCUCUACCAUGGAAGGAACCCCCCUUAUAACUUUGCUGGAUGACCAGAGUUACUUCGACAUGGGUGAUCGAUACUAUACUCUAAGCUGCUGUACUAGCUUUUCUUCCUCGGGCUAUUCCACACCCACCGAUCCAGUGCCCAGCGCUCCAAAGGCAUCAUUCUAA